UUCCAACUAUAUAAUGAAUUAGCCAUCUGCAGCUAAUAGUUGGUUUGACUACACUAACUCACCUCUUUACAGUUCCACUUUAUGUUCAUACUGUUACAAUUUCGCUGCACCACAUCGAUUCUGUUGCUGUUGACAGCAUUGCCACUUUAGAAGCAAAUUAAAGGGAUGGGGAAUAGGCUCAUCGUCUUACCAUAUAGCUCUCUUAAUAUUUGCCUACACAAACUCAAUGCUAUGCAGUUGCACAUUUACCCUGCUGCCUACGGCAACAUGCGCCAAAAAAAUAUCCUGAAUAAUUUUUUAAUCAAAUGAUCAGCCCCUCAAAGGGGUUUACCUUCUUUAGGUAAACACUGGCAAUCACGUCCCCGUGGUACCCUAGUGAUCUGUCUUCCCUUCGUUUUCUUCUCCCUUUACUUUUGCCUUUCCCUUCCCCCUUGUCGUGGUUGCCAUGUUUACUGGUAAGGGCUUUUUAUCUAUGUUUGAUUACCACCCUGUUGUAUUGGACGCAGAUGGGAAGAGACCGUGUGUUUGCCAUGCAUGGAGACCUAUGUCCCUGGAAAAGGGGAUCUUGGCAGUUAAGGGGCUUCCUGGUACCCCAACACACUGCUUUGGCCUGUGCUAUAGCCCUUUAAGACCGAGGCCGAACGAUCGUGCGGGUCCGUCAUUCACUUCUUCUUUUAAUUCCUAACCAUCCAUAUGUAAUAAACGCCGGAUUCGAAUGAUCGUGCGUGUCUCUGGAAAGUCGAAAGUUUCUAUUUUUCUCAACAGAUGGCGGGAUGAGUUGCUUUGGGAGGUUCAGUCGGCGUUCAAUCCAUUGUUUACAAGUCACAGCGAAACAGUUCGAGAUUGUAUCUGUCGUAAUUAACUCCAAGGUGUCAUAUUUCCUUACCCGUACGAUCGUGCGACUUCGGCGUUUGGAAGCUCAUCACGUUUGCGGCCAGACAUGUCUAAAAGGCGUAAAUACCUGACGGAAGAAGAAAUUCUUCAAAUGUUAGCAGCCUCUGAUUCUGAGCUGAGUGAUCUCUCAGAUGAUGAGGAUAUUGACAAGACCUAUGAACCCCAGGUAUUAGAAGAAGAUUUAAGUUCGGAAGAGCAUGAUGGAGAUGAUUUUACUGCAAUCGCUGACAUUUCAGUUCAAGAGAAUAGAGAUCGUCCUUCGACAUCCAAAUCGCCUGAACCCAUAGAUCAGAGUUUAAUUCACAAACCACUUGCAGCUUCGACAAAAGUUAAGAAAAAGAAAAAAAGCGAGGUUUAUCAGUGGAAUAAUAUAAAAUUCAAUCCUGUACCUCAUCCUGGACCUUUGGAUUUUACUCAAAUACAGACUCCAGACACAGUAAGGACUCCUUUGCAGUAUUUUAGGCAAUACUUCCAAGACGAGUUUUUCAAAGACGCUGCUGAUUUUACUAAUCAAUAUUCCAUUACAAAAUCAGGAAAAUCCCUGAAAACUGAUGCACGAGAAUUAAAGGUAUUUGUUGCUGCCAAUUUGAUUAUGGGAUGCGUAACAUUUUCACGCCUGAGAAUGUACUGGCAAGCAGAAUACAAGUAUCCUCCAGUAUCUAAUAUUAUUUCACGAGACAGGUUUUUGGCCUUAAGAAAUGCUUUCCACGUUGUGGACAUUAAUAAUCCUCCUGGAAACGUCAACGAAAAUAAAUUGUGGAAGAUUCAACCUGUUAUUGAUGCUGUUAGAAAAGUAUGCUUAAGUUUGCCACGUGAUAAUGUCACAUACUCCAUAGAUGAGCAGAUGAUACCAUUUACUGGACGUUGUUCAUUGAAACAGUAUGUGAAAAACAAACCUCGACCUGUGGGACUUAAGAAUUUCGUUCUUUGUACGUCAUCAGGCCUAGUAAUGAAUUUUGAAAUUUAUCAAGGAAAAUCCACUUCAUUGUUUCAUCAAGAACUGGGUCUUGGACCUUCAGUCAUACUGAGAUUAGUUCAAACUUUGCCCCAAGAAAGCUUUGUUUAUUUUGAUCGGUACUUUAGUACAUUGCCAUUGUUCAAAAAGUUGAGUGAAAUGCAUAUUUAUGGAACUGGCACCAUUAUGGGUAAUCAUAUUAGCGGUUUAAGACAAACUGAAGGGGCGCACAUGGAUCGCGGAACUUGCAUAGAACAUGUUUCAGAAGAUAAAAAACUAGCCAUUGUAGAAUGGAAAGAUAGUAACAAAGUUAUUAUGGCCUCAAAUUGUUGCGGUAUGGAACCCGUCGAAAAAGUUAAACGCUGGUCAAAAACCAAACAUGAAUACAUUGAGGUACCAUGUCCUACUGUGGUCAUAAACUACAACCGAUGCAUGGGAGGUGUCGAUAUUUGCGACCAACAAAUGGAAUGCUAUAGGACAUGGUUUAAAACUAAAAAAUGGACUUGGAAGGUCAUUCUGCAUUUUUUGGACUUAGCGGUUGUAAAUUCAUGGUUCCAAUACCGGCGAGACGUUACCGCGAAUAAAACGCCAAAGAAAAAUCAAAAGGAUUUAUUAAAAUUUAAGCUAGAGGUAGCUGAAGCUCUUCUCGCAGCUCCAUCAGCUCAUAGAAGUAUUGUGAGUGACGACGAAGAAAGUGACGCUCAUGCAGUUCAAGCUCAUGCAGUUAAGAGGUCAAAAUAUUAUCAUCCUCCAGCUAAAAUUCCAUGUGAAGAUAAAAGAUAUGAUGGUUAUAACCAUUUCCCACAUUGCGACGAUAUUUCAAGGCCUCGUAAGUGCCGUUAUGAAAAUUGCAAAAGCGAAUCCAAAACGCGUUGUGAAAAAUGCGACGUUUAUUUGUGCCUCUCCAAAACAAAGACUUGCUUCAAGGAUUUUCACUGUACAUAAAUAUAGUCCAAAAAUUGUAAGUGAUCAAUUUGAUUAUUUGUAAAAGUUUUCAGUUCAAUAAAGUAUUUUUCUGCGA
Messenger RNA from Parasteatoda tepidariorum (common house spider), 2870 nucleotides. RefSeq names its product piggyBac transposable element-derived protein 3. The record is from RefSeq and is a predicted model, not a curated record. NCBI's taxonomy places the organism in Eukaryota, Metazoa, Arthropoda, Arachnida, Araneae, Theridiidae.